AUGUUUGCUACAGCAGUGCAACCCAGCAUUGUCUCUCUCUUCUCAUCUACGGGCAGCGAUCCGCUCAGUCUCUUCGCUUCGCACGCCGACACCUCCUUGCCCUCCGAUUCUUUCGUUUGCAUCCUCAAUGAUGCUGCUUCGCAACCGACACCCCCAACCCCGAGGAAGCUGAUGGACCUCUCCGACGAUAUUGAAGAGUCCUCUUCCCCAGACUAUGCGCUAGGACAGAGCGUAUUGCACAUCCAGUCGCCCACCAUCAGGACGACAUACAUCCGAUGUCCGCCUGCGGGGGGCUCGCGUGCGUCUCACAGACACUUGGGGUUGAAACAUCCUUGGAUACAUCUGCAAGUGCGGAACUUGCAUAGAGAGUGGGCUUUUGAGGUCGGUCUGGCCGACCAGUCUGGUCGGGAGGGUGUCGUACGGUGCGCCACAUUCCAGAAAGAACCGAACCUAAAGCUUGGGAGCCCGCCGCUGCUUCUCCUCCCGCUCUCCUUCCCCCCACCCUCGUCGCGACCACUCACGUCGUGGUGCACGGUGGCUAUCAACCUCCCUUCCCUCCUCCCGCACUUCUCCUCCGCCGCUCUCACCCACGAAGAUCAAGAAGGGCGUGCUUCCUCUUCUUCUCUGGCUGGGCACCGGGCCACCCAAGUACCCAGCGGGGUCUAUUCACACGUCUCGUACGUGAAGGUGUACGCAAACUGCCGGUUGCGCAGGAUAUGGUUCAGCGAAGGCGGGCCGCAACAGCGGCUCCCUUGGGAGUUCCAGCUUUACGCGGCGGUCUGAUUUUCUGCGAGGUACUGGACGGCGGACGAGGCACCUCGCUUGCUGGAGCAAGCGGCACCGCGCUUCAUGCGUGGGUGGGCACGGGUGUUCGCCUUUCCGAAGUGACUAGAGCCAUGCCGUACCACCUGUCAAUCCAAACGAAU
Messenger RNA from Trametes versicolor FP-101664 SS1, 926 nucleotides. RefSeq lists its product as uncharacterized. The coding region runs from base 1 to 783 and encodes 260 amino acids. The transcript has 3 exons. The record is from RefSeq and is a predicted model, not a curated record. Gene Ontology annotation, cellular component: motile cilium; ciliary basal body. NCBI's taxonomy places the organism in Eukaryota, Fungi, Basidiomycota, Agaricomycetes, Polyporales, Polyporaceae. Gene Ontology annotation, biological process: positive regulation of cell motility; regulation of cilium beat frequency involved in ciliary motility; cilium assembly.